AUGCCGGCAGACACCAAUGGAGGUGGAUCUAGUACAUCCUCUCAGUCAAAUCCGUAUGCAUUACCACUGGAACCCUCUUUUUUAAAUAUGGAACCGCAAGACGAAUUUGUAAAGGAGAUUGCAGACUGGGUCGCGUACAUUUCAGGGGGGCGACCAGAUAUAGAAGUAGAGGCAAAAUUUGGCGUGAUGGUUGAUAGAUCCAACAACCAGCGUGUGGCCUCGCGUCUCGGGGUACUCGUUGAAACAAUAUUGAACCCUCGAGAAGUUUCGAACAUGAAGUUUGAAUCAACACUGUCAGCUCGCCAACACGAACACUUGAACAAGAUGCUUAACGAGCGUGUAGCUCAGACAGCCGCCCCGUCGUUUCAACAUGCGCCAUUAUCAGCUCGGCAUCUUCAAACGCUUGACGAGUUCUUCUCAAUUCCAAACACACAAGACCCGGAAGGCAAGCUUCGCGUCUCCCGUGAUGCAAAGACUGGACAGCUUAUUGAAUGUCUCAUCAAAAGACGACUCGGCGACCUCCAUGUGCUAUGUCCGAAGCGGGAAGUAGAUUGGAGAAUCAGCGUCAACACCGAGGAAAAGGUGGAUAUAUCGAUGGUCACCGACGGGAUGAGGCCUCUGUAUUCGCGGAGAAAGGACCGAAUGCAAUAUGGACACCAACACUUUCACAUCGACCUCACUCAAGUCAUGGAUCAGGGAAACACUGUCACUCACGAGCUCGAACUUGAGUUUGCAUACCCGGAAGAAAUGCGCCGUGUACUGGAGCUUCGAGGGAGAGAAGGCCCUGAGGCGUGGGGUUAUGACCAACUAGUUGCCGUUUUCGUGAACAACUGCCGGCUCCUCUCACGUAACGUGAUCAAAAUGUGA
Molecule: messenger RNA, 867 nt
Organism: Serendipita indica DSM 11827
Lineage: Eukaryota; Fungi; Basidiomycota; Agaricomycetes; Sebacinales; Serendipitaceae
Source: the annotation of a GenBank genome assembly